Molecule: messenger RNA, 1939 nt
Organism: Sciurus carolinensis (gray squirrel)
Lineage: Eukaryota; Metazoa; Chordata; Mammalia; Rodentia; Sciuridae
Gene: Niban3
Product: niban apoptosis regulator 3
Exons: 11
Coding region: 250-1593 (447 amino acids)
Source: RefSeq, a predicted model, not a curated record
GUUGAGGAGGAAGCUGAGGCUGGGGGAAAGUGCUGGGAUGGAUUGGUGAUGUCUGCCCCGGGCGUGCGAGGGAGGAAAGCGCCCUGCCUUAGGAGGUUCUGAAGUGAGGACAGUGGCAACCCUAGUGACAACCCUAAUGACGUGGUUCACACUUAUUGAGCGACUCCCUGGCCUGGAGGCUGCCCUCUGUGUUUUGUGGGUAUCUUUCAGUGAUGAUUUGAUUUCUUCUGUCUGCUUUCAGGGGACCAUAUGCAGGAAGAGACUGACCCCCUCUUGGAAGAGCCUGUGAGCUUCCCCCUAUUCCUGCAGCACCCCUUCCGCCGGCACCUCUGCUUCUCUGCAGCCACCAGGGAGGCACAGCGUGCCUGGCGGCUAGCCCUGCAGUGUGGCAUCCGACUUCGGGGCACAGUCCUGCAGCGAAGCCAGGCCCCGGCUGCCCGGGCCUUCCUGGACUCCGUGCGGCUCUACCGGCAGCAUCGAGGCCACUUCGGCGAGGACGACGUGACGCUGGGCUCGGACGCGGAGGUGCUGAGCGCGGUGCUGCUGCGGGAGCUGCUGCCGGCGACGCGGGCCCAGACCCUGCCGGCGCUGCGGGGUGCUGGCCGCGCCCGGGCCUGGGCCUGGACCGAGCUGCUGGACGCCGUCUACGCCGCCGUCCUGGCUGGCGCCUCUGCGGGGCUUCGCGCCUUCCAGCCCGAGAAGGACGAGCUGCUGGCGUCCCUGGAGAGGACCAUCCGCCCGGAUGUGGACCAGAUGCUGCAGCUUCAGGAGCGCGUGGCGGAGAGGCUGCGGGCGGAUGUCCAGGCCCCGCUGAGGUCCUGCCUGCGCCGGAAGGUGGACAUGCAGCUGUCCCAGGUCACGCAGGCGCUGCUGAGCACCGUGGACGCCGCGCUGGAAGCCGUGCGGACCCUCCUAGCCCAGGGCAUGGACCGUCUCUCUCGCCACCUGCGUGGGAACCCCUCCGGCGCGCGGCUGCGCAGAGAGGUUUACGAGUUCGGGGAGAUGCCGUGGGACCCGGAGCUGAUGCAGAAGUGCUACCGUGAGGCCGAGCGCAGACGCGGGAGCCUGGCGCAGCUGGCAACACCGUUCGGCUUCCUGGGGACACAGAGCUUGGUGUUUGGGGUCCAGGAUCUUGCACAGCAGCUCAUGGCCAAUGCCGUGGCCACCUUUCUGCAGCUGGCUGACCAGUGUCUGACCACCUCCCUGGACUGCCACCAGGCUGCUGAGCAACUGGGGAGAGUUGGAGGGCGGGUGCUGAAGAAGCUGCGGUCGGACGGUGAGUCGGCGCAGCGGAGGUGCGUCCGGGGCUGGCUGCUGUGCAUCUUCCUGCCCUUCGUGCUGAGCGAGCUCCAGCGGAGCGGCCGAGCCUUCCGGAAGCUGCCUGAGUUUGAGGGGGACAUCCUUGCCGUGGGCAGCCAGGCCCUGACUAUUGAGGGCAUCUACGAGGAUGUCAUCCGGGGUGUCUUGCUGCAGAAGAUCGACCAAGAAUUGAAGAAGGGCCUUGGCACCAGCGACACACCCUGCCCUCACGUUGACGACUCAGAGGCCGCAUGGCACCAGGAGGGAGCGGGUGGCCAAGCUGGUGACGUAUGAGGUGAGAGAAGCCACGUGGGACUCUGAGUUGCCGAAAGAUCCUGCGGGUCCAGGUGCUGACAUGCCUGUGGACUCAGCCCUGGGAGCUGAGCUGGAGCUGAGCCUCGACCCCGCUCAUCUGGCCAGGACAGAGUGGGGUGCUCCCCACAGCUACUUCCCGUCUUCAGCACCAGAAGGGGAGGCUGUGGCCACGGGACCCUUGGGUUUAUCAUCAGCCAGGGCACUGCAAGAUGGGCUUGGGGGGUCAAUUUGUUACACAGCAAUAGCUAACUAAUACACUUCAGGAGCAGCAUCCUGUCGCCAAUUCCUGCAGAUAAAUGGAUGCAGAUUCACACUAACUGGCACA